This is a messenger RNA of Zootoca vivipara (common lizard), 4779 nucleotides long. NCBI's taxonomy places the organism in Eukaryota, Metazoa, Chordata, Lepidosauria, Squamata, Lacertidae. The record is from RefSeq and is a predicted model, not a curated record.
AGAAACUAGCCAGGCAUAUGAUCUUAGAGCCAGCUCUCGAGGGUUUUCGUUCCCAGCUUGAGGGGAAAAACCAUCAGGGUGUGUUGAGCAGGCAAAUAAGGAGAGGGUAUUGAAUUGAAUUGAACCAGCCGAUGUUAUUUUAUUUAAUUGAGCCAGCUGAUAAGGGCACCGUAAACUCAGCUCCAAAUCAUGUAAGAACUUGCCAUUCCGGAGGCUAAAUAUUAGGUGCCUGAAGUCCAUAGGGAAGUCAGUGCUUUACCCAGUAGAGAAGUUUGUGGGGCCUUGGGCUAAAAACUCCAUUUUUUGGAGAAGUAGUAAUGAGAAAAAUUGCUUUAAUAUACCGAGAGGUCUGGAGGGUGGCAAGCAACAUGAGAAUAGGAUUCUUUGUGGCGAAUUUUGAAUGCAGCCAUCGGAGCAAAAGGGUCGGCUCUGACUUGAAAACUGCCCUGUGGGAAACACCCGAAGAACGAAAUGGCAGAGAAAGUGAACAACUUCCCUCCGCUCCCCAAAUUCAUCCCGCUGAAGCCAUGCUUCUACCAAAACUUUGCCGAUGAGAUUCCCAUCGAACAUCAGACGCUGGUGAGAAGGAUCUAUCACUUGUGGAUCUUCUACUGCAUCACCUUGGGCGUCAAUCUCAUCGCCUGCUUGGCCUGGUGGAUCGCCGGCGGUUCCGGGGCCAACUUCGGCCUGGCACUCCUCUGGCUGCUCGCUUUCAGCCCCUGCGGUUAUGUCUGCUGGUUCCGGCCGGUCUACAAAGCCUUUCGGUCGGACAGCUCUUUUAACUUCAUGGCUUUCUUCUUCGUCUUCGGAGCGCAGUUCGUCCUGACCGUCAUUCAAGCCAUCGGCAUCGGCGGGUGGGGAGCAUGCGGGUGGCUGGCGGCCGUGACGUUCUUCGGCACGAGCGUCGGGGCUGCCGUGAUCAUGCUCAUCCCGGCGAUCAUGUUCACGUUUUCGGCACUGGUAAUGCUGGUCUGCCUCCUGCGGGUCCAUCGGCUUUACCGUGGCGGCGGCGGCAGCUUCCAGAAAGCUCAGGACGAGUGGCAGGCGGGGUCAUGGCGGGACCCCCCGAGCCGGGAAGCCCAGUUCAGCAACUUCUCCGGGACCAGCCUCCCUGAGUACCCAACCGUCCCCAACUAUCCGCCCGGCGGCAGGUGGCCGUGAGUUCGAAACCAGCUCCCAUCAGACUUGGGCCCGGAUCGUUUGUUUUUCGGAUCGCUGCGCAAAAAUUUUUUUUUACAUCUCAGUUUUUGUGGAUUUCAAAAAAAAAUUCCGGGUGGAAGAAUAACAUCCACGUCGUUCGUCUACUUUUCCCUGGUUUUUCCCCCCUCUCUUUUUGUUUUAAAUCAUCUUAACGUUCUUGCCUUUUUGGCAACCGCAGAAGAACUUGGAGGACCAUGCCGCUUGCUGGUUUGGAACUGCAGGAAGCGUGGCUGUUGCCAACAUUUGACUAGUUUGCCUUGAAGGGACGUGGGCUGCCAUCCCUAUAUUCCUCCCGUGUCCAUCCUCACUUUUUUGCCAAUGGAUGCACGACACAGGCGCGGGGGAUAUGUCACGUCCUUUAACCUUCAUAAAUUUGCCUUCGCGGUCAACCUUUUGCCUAAGAGAGCAGCGGGCUUUUUGCCAUUUUUUGCAGCCUCCACUCAUGCAAAUAGUUGUGAGAGGAGGAGAAAGAAGCCUUUGGUUAUUAUUAUUAUUUUUUAAUGUGCCCAGAAUGGCGUUGCCCAUUCCCGAUCUCUGCCAUUCCUUUGAGGCUGCAGCAUUGAGAGACAACUUAAGAUACGUCGCGGGGGAUGCGUGAAAAACUGAGGAAGUCCCCGCAGGUGGAAAACCAGCACGUCUCCUCUCUCUCUCUGUGCUCGAUUUCUAUGCGCAGGGAUUUGUUUCGGGGCGACCAGGGGAAACACUAAAAUGUUAACUCCAGGAAAAAAAGAGGGUGCUUUUCUUGGAAGGCUCGUUCAGUUGAGGGGCUGUGUAUGGUUUUUUUUGAUGCUUCCCUGCUACUCAUUCCUGUCCCCAAACGCCAACCUACCUGAGCUAGACGAGGAAGACCCCGCGUUUGGCCUGGGAACCCCAAAAUGGUAGUGGGCUUCUCUCCUUGGUUCUGGCGGAUCAGAUCCUGGCAGGUUUCAACCCAGCAAAGCUUCGCCUCCUGAGUUUCCGCUUUGCAGCUGAAUCGGGUAUGUGGCCGCCGGCUGUGACCCCCCAGCCACCCACACAAUAAGCAGGAGCAGUGGGGUGACCCCCACAAAACUGAGCAGCACUUAACCUUCUUCCACCCAAAUAUCACAGCAGCCUUGAUCCACAGGACUGUGUGACAGAGCCCAUGGGGGGGCGGGCCUUCUCCCGCCUUUACUCCCUCUCGGAAUCCCAGCCGGCUUUUGGCUUCGACUCCCAGCGUAACUGAAACAGAAGCCAUCUCUCCAGAACUGGACCCCUCGCCUCGGUCGAAAUUUCAUUUUGCAACCAGCAAACGCUGUAUAUCGCCCCAGAAUUUCGCUUUCCUUUAUUCCCAUUUCAAGCGCCAUGGGACCGCUUCAGACCUUCAUGGCUUUCCCCGUCUAUCCCCACCCCCAAAGAAAUCCUGAGAGUUAUAGUUCGCAGAGGGCGUUGGGAGCUCAGAGCAUUCCCAUCGCGGAGCUAUGCUUCCCAGAGUGGUUUACCGCUCAGCGCUUCUUGGAGGGGAGUUCUGGGAACGCUCGUUGGGUGCGGGGGGCAUACAGGCACGUCCGAACAACUCCCGGCGCCCUUCGCGAACUAUAACUCCCAGGAUUACUUUCGGGGAAGCUGAGAACUGUUUAUGAAGUGGCAUCAUUGUGCUUUAAAUGUGUGGUGUGGCCAUGCUGUUUUUUCUUUUUUGCAAAGAACUGCAUUGUGUUUGGGGGGGGGGCUCAUUUUCGCCUCCCCACGCCUUGCCAGAAUUAAAAGGCGCCCGUUCGUUUCCUUGUCUCGCCUUAGCUAUUCUGCUCCCUGGCUUGAGGAGCAGAAUUAGAAUGCGUUAACCAGGAACUUUCCUGGGGGGGAGUACGUGGGUUUCUCAAAACACCCAGAGCGAUUUGGGGGGGGGGCGGUUGGGUGGAAACUACUAAUGUGAAAACUUUUUUUUACAGGAUGGAGCAAGAAUUGGGGCAGGGCUAAAAAGCGGGAUGGUCUUUUAGGCCCCUAAAUGUUCAAAGCGGUAUCGUGCCCCUUUAAGCAGUCCUGGCUUCUCCCUAAGAAUCCCGGGAACCGUAGUUUGCCCGGGGGGGGGCACCCAGUGUGGUUAGGAGACCAUGAUUCCCUCCGGUUCCCAGCGAAUUCCCUAGGCAAGACCAUUAAACUGCUCUGCGAGUGGAAUCGGGCUCACCUAACAACAGCACUCUGGGGCAAACUUAAGAUUCCUUGGUUUGCGGGGAGCGAGGACUGUUUAGAGCAGUUCAAAACUGCCUUAAAAUUCCAGGCCGGGGGGGGGGGGCUUUAGUGUUGGGGUCUUUAACGACAUGUGCCUUAUUGGAUUGCAAAAAUCGCUCCCGUCGUAACUUAAUUUUGCUCUUAUUUUCCUUGCUACGGGGUCUGUGAUUUGUUUACACUUGAGGAGUGGGUUGGGGGUGUUCCCCCCUUCUUACUCAAAAGGACCAACGUCUUGUAAAUACACUCUGAACUUCUCCCCUCCCUCGCGACGAAAUCGUGCACGAGGCAACUUGAAAGCCGUGGGGGUCCGAAAGCCUCCCUAUGGGGUGGCAACUCUCAUCUCAAGAGGCCACAAACCCAGCCUGUUUUGCAGCUGGGGGCAAGGAGCCUGCCUGCCCCCCCUCCCCACCCUGCAUAAGGGUGGGCUCCAUCUUUGACCGUGGGGCCAGGGCGGCAGUCCGUCCGUUCCCCCCCCCCAUCGCCUCUCUCCUAAAUAGAGACAUUCCUCCAUAUCGAGAGAAUGCCUCUUGCGAACAGAGCCAUUCCUCUCUCGCACUACGAAAUGCUGUUUGGGGAUGUGGGGAGCCUCCCUGGGUUUUUAUAGACGGUUGCAGAAUUGACAGGGCGGUCACCCCCCCUCCCCGAGCUGUCAGCGAGGUGCCUGGAUCGUGGGGCCCCCCAUCUCUCGGGGUGCUGAGCGACAUAUACAAAACAAACCUACCCAACGCCUCGGAAGGAGGGACCUGGAUUUGGGGGGGGGGGAUCCGCGUUCCGCACACCGGGGGUGUUGUGGUUGUGUGUGUUUUUUUUACAUACCAAGCCGAGGCGGCAAAUGUUCGCCAAAUACUUUCCUUCCUAUAAAUCUAGGAGGGAGACCCGCAAAACUGACCUGUUUAUUCCUCUCUCCUGCACCCUUUCUCUUGACCCCAGAGAACCCUGGGAAUUGUAGUUUUUUCGAUGCCGUGCCCCCCAUGUUCCAGAUCUCUGUCUCCCCCCCCCACUUCCCCAAAACAAAAAAAAACCACCCUUGCUUUUUUCUAGCAUUGCAGAUCCAUCUUUGGAGCCAAGUGUGAUCUGUUUUUCUUAAAUCUCAAAAACUGGAUCUCCUCGCAGUUUGCAGUUUCCUGACGCCGUCUUAAUAUAACCUACUGAUAGCUCUCUUUUUGUUGUUGUUUAAUAAACAGGAAAAUUCAUUUGUAACACCAUGUUUACACAAGGGAACUAACCGGUACCUUUUUUUGAGGGGUGGGUAAGUGAGCAUGGGGGGUCUCAACUCUCCGACGCCACGUUGGUUUUUUUUUUUUUUUGCAUUGCAGAAUGAUCUCGUUAGGCAAUUUUUGGUGACUUUGAAAAUAAAAAUGGAAUUAAAAGUUUGCCUACUGGAAAGGGAGA